Messenger RNA from Uranotaenia lowii, 2267 nucleotides. Its product is annotated as zinc finger protein 345-like. Bases 48 to 2252 code for a protein of 734 amino acids. Gene Ontology annotation, molecular function: RNA polymerase II cis-regulatory region sequence-specific DNA binding; zinc ion binding; DNA-binding transcription factor activity. The record is from RefSeq and is a predicted model, not a curated record. Lineage: Eukaryota; Metazoa; Arthropoda; Insecta; Diptera; Culicidae. The transcript has 4 exons. Gene Ontology annotation, biological process: regulation of transcription by RNA polymerase II. Gene Ontology annotation, cellular component: nucleus.
UGUCUGAUUUACUUCAUUGGACGAAUUUGAUUUAAAAUAUCUCAGUUAUGGAGGACGAGAACCUUUGCCGAAUAUGUUUGGACGCUCAUUCUAUUGGCGUAGAUCAGCUAUUGAUAAAUAUUUUUGAUGUAAAGCAAAAAGGAAUUGAUUUCUCAAUUGAAAAGGCGUUGAUCGAAAUAUGUGGACUAGAGAAUAUUUGUGAAAAUGAUCUUCUUCCACAGCAAAUUUGUUCUCUGUGUUGUUUGCGACUCGAGGAAGCAUUUAAGCUUCGAACGCAGGCUCUGCAGUCUCAAAGUAAUUUUAUUGAUGCUUUGAACAGCCAGGAAUACUUUUCGAACCCGCCUCCAACUGAAACCUCUGAGGAUUUAGAAAUCGAAUACCUAGAAGAAACACAUGAUUCAGAUGAAUUAGACGAAGCUGAUGAAGUUUCGAUGCAAGAAAUUGAAAUUCUUGAUGGGACGACGCUUGUCUCUUUGGAAAAGGAGAACUUUGAUUGCUGCGGCUGCCAGUCGUCAUUUGGGGAUGAAGCAGGGUUACUUUCCCACUCUAGAAAAAUCCACCGAGCUCAGGCCCAAAUGCGAGUUCCAGUUGGUAAAGUUCAAUGCAACGUUUGCUACAUAAUGUUCAGCAGUGAACAGCAGGUUGUCUUGCAUAGAAAUGACAGAAAUGCCAUUAAGCUCAUGAAAAAGUGCGACUUUUGUGGUUGUAGUUUUAAAUCUAACGAUGGUUUGAUCAAACAUCUGCAAACUUUCCACUCAGAUCAGGCUUUUAAAUGCUGUUCUUGUGAUUCCGAAUUCCGUGCACAGAGAGACCUUUUCCGACACGUAGAUCAGCAUCACAGAUUACCUGUCGUUUCCAAAACGCUAAAAAUAAACCUUUGUGUGCUCUGCGGAAUGUCCUUUGGGACGUAUAAUGAAAAACUGUUUCACGAACGUUAUCCAUAUCGUCUGUAUCGCAAUCGGUCUAACAAAGAGAUUCAAACGAAUGAAACUUUCGAUGUGUUCCGCUGUUGUGGUUGCCGUAAAGUUUUCUCCUCAAUUCCAGAGUUACGUAGUCAUCAAACUGAGGAACAUUGGCCGCAAAGAAGCUUGCAAACUGGAGAUCAAUAUAUGAAAUGUGAAUGCGAUGGAUGCUUCAAAGUGUUCAAAACGACUAAAGCUCUCAAUCAGCAUUUAAGAAAGGCUGCCUCGAAAAAGUUGUAUGCAUGUAGUAAAUGCUCGAUCACUCGAAAAUCCUUGAAAGAUUUAAUGGAACACAGUGCGACCCAUAUCGGAGAUCAAGCUUUCCUUUGCUGUGGCUGCAGAGAACCGUUCGGAUCACUCGAAGCCCUAGAACAGCAUUCACUGGACGUGCACGCCAACAAACCGAAAAUCUACAUGAAAGAUGCGGACGGUACAGAACGACAGUUUGAAUGUAAUAUUUGCUAUCGGAGCUACAAAACUGGCAAGGAUCUGCGUCUUCACCAACGUUUGGUAUAUUACGAAAAAGUACAUGUUUGCGAUAUUUGUGGAAAAGUUUCUUUUCCAGGGUUUUCGCAAGAACAUGCUUUGGACCUUCAUUUGGCUACGCACAAGACUGAACCAGAGUUCGCCUGUCCCACCUGCAAAAAAAUGUACAAACACGAAGCUCUGGUUCGAAGCUGUAUGGUACGCCACGAACGGCCCAAAGAACACCGAUGCAAGAUUUGUCAAGUAACGUUUCCAGCUGCUUCCAAUCUUUACUCGCAUAUGGUAUCCCAUUCGGAAGAUCGGCGCCAUAAGUGUGACGUUUGUGGGCACAGUUUCAAGCGUAGCUUUCAUCUGAAGAAACACCAAAACAUCCACACCAGUCAGAAGAACUAUCCUUGCCAAUAUUGCCCGGCUCGAUUCUGCUCGACUACCGAACUCUACAAACACGAGAUCCGCCACACCGGAAUAUUUCCUUACCAGUGUGAAAUUUGCAACAAAAAACUAACUACCCGUCAGGUGUAUAUUAAACAUUACGAGGCACACAUGGAGGAAAGUUUGAAAAUUUUUCGAUGCUCGAUAUGUCCCCUGAAAUUCAGUCGAGAUCAUUUCCUUUCGAAUCACAUAAAAUACAAACAUAAGAUAGAACCACAAGAUAAAAGUUGGAACGAGAAAUUCAACCGACAGGCUCCAGCGAGAAGCAAAGGUGGACCUCGAAAAGCCGGUACCAGAGGAAUUUACGUUUCUAGUUUGCUUAGUUCGGACGAUAUUCCAAGUAACGUUUUCCAAGAAGAAAUAAUUCAAUAAAUUUCUUUAUAAUUG